Molecule: messenger RNA, 1050 nt
Organism: Photinus pyralis (common eastern firefly)
Lineage: Eukaryota; Metazoa; Arthropoda; Insecta; Coleoptera; Lampyridae
Product: RE1-silencing transcription factor B-like
Exons: 2
Coding region: 102-1004 (300 amino acids)
Biological process (GO): regulation of transcription by RNA polymerase II
Cellular component (GO): nucleus
Molecular function (GO): DNA-binding transcription factor activity, RNA polymerase II-specific; RNA polymerase II transcription regulatory region sequence-specific DNA binding
Source: RefSeq, a predicted model, not a curated record
AUUUAGGUUAUGUUCAAAACUAAAUCGAGAAGCAUGCAAAACUAGGAUAGUUAUGUUGUGUUAUUAGUGAUUUAUUUUCAAGGCAUUACAUUCGUCCAGUCAUGGAUGACCAUAUUUUGAAAAUUAAACCAGAACAAGAAGAAGAAAUAAAUUUGUCCCUAGAGAGAAACAUGGUUUUAAGUAAUGAGUUUUUGGUAACUGUAAAAGGAGAACAGAAUACUACACCCAGUAGCGACGGAAUGCAGCAACAACAACAUUAUUUGUCAAAUAUUAAAUCUCAGACUGCACAAUUUAAAUGUAAAGUUUGUGAUUACGUGGCAGGUAGUGAACAAAAUUUUAAGAGACACCUUUUGACUCACGAAACUGCUAACGUCUUUAAUUGUGACAUGUGUGACUAUACCUCCUGUAGUAAAGGUAAUUUGAGGAAACAUGUCGUAAUACAUAAUCGAUCUAUAGAUUUUAAAUGUGACUUGUGUGAUUAUGCCACAUAUACUAAAGGUAAUUUGAGUAAACAUGUCUUAAUACACAAUCAAUCUAAAGAUUUCAAAUGUGAACUUUGUGAUUAUGCCACAAAUAGAAGGUACCAUUUGAAACUACAUACCUUAAAACACAAUCAAUCCAAAUAUUUAAAAUGUGACAUUUGUGAUUAUGCCACAAAUAGAAAAGGAAAUUUGAAAAAUCAUCUCAUAAUGCAUAAGCGAUCUAGGGAUUUUAAAUGUGACUUGUGUGAUUAUGCCACAUAUACUAAAGGUAAUUUGAGUAAACAUGUCUUAAUACACAAUCGAUCUAAAGAUUUUAAAUGUGAAAUUUGUGAUUAUGCCACAUAUAGAAAAGACCUCUUGAAGCUACACAUCGUAAAACACAAUGAAUUCAAAUAUUUUAAAUGUGACAGUUGUGAUUAUGCCACAAAGAGAAAAGGCAAUUUGAGAAAACAUGUCUUAAUACACAAAGAUUUUAAAUGUGAAGCCACCUAUAGAAAAGGAAAAUUUAAAACACAAAUCUAAAGAUUUUAAAUGUGACAUUUGUGAUUAAGACACAUAUUUGAAGACA